Molecule: messenger RNA, 5228 nt
Organism: Priapulus caudatus
Lineage: Eukaryota; Metazoa; Priapulida; Priapulimorpha; Priapulimorphida; Priapulidae
Product: pecanex-like protein 4
Cellular component (GO): membrane
Source: RefSeq, a predicted model, not a curated record
UAUUUUUCCUCUCCUGUUUUAAGCAGACGCGAUUAUAGAGAUUGAAUGCGUGGCUCAAUUUAUCUGUCGUAAACAAAUCAAAACAAUACCGCGGAACCAAAGAUUUCGUCACAUCACAAGAAUCCGGUGACCGUGCAGCACUGACAGAGAGGUCCAAGGGAGCACGUCAUACCCGUGUGACAAAAUGCUUGCGUGUGCGUUCGUCUGCCGUAUGCUCGGCGUGUUAUUCCCAGGAAACAUUUCGCGCAGGUGUGUGCCCUGAUACUGGGCGUGCUCUGCUGAAAACUUUGUUCGCCGUGUGGCAGAUGUGUGGGCGUGUCGUGCGAUAGUCUGCGCAAGCGAGCGAACAUGCGACCGUGAUGCAUCUGCAAGUGCUAAACCCGUACAAGCGCGAGUUCUUCUGGAAGCGCUUCCCGCAGACGCUGCUAGGGGGCGUCCGCCUCAACGUCGGCUACCGCGUGCCGUGGUACGUCUACUUCGUGCAGGUGGCGCUGUUCUUCACGCCGGCGCUCAUCGGCGGCGCGUGCACGGCGGCGGCGGAGUGUGGCGCCGCGCGGUGGCACGUUGCGGCGGCCGUCUGCGGCGGCGCGGUCGCAAUCUAUAGCGUCGCCCUGCAGGUGUACGCGCGCGUCGUGCGGCGUCGCAUCGUCACGCCGCUGCGCGUCGCCAAGAGCAACCUCCUCGCCGACGAGGACGAGGUCAGCUUCGCGUCGCCGUGGGCGCCCGAGACGGCGCGCUUCGUCAUCGCGGCGAAGGCGCACUGGGCGAGCGUGGUCGCGCACGGCGCACUCGCGGGCGCCGCCGCCGCGCUCACGAUGCUCUUCCUGCUGCCGUCGCGACUCUCCGGCCUGUACGCGUCGACCGGCGCCACCGUCGUGCUGCUCACGCUCGGCUGGCUGACGCUGUGCGUCGCGCUGUACGCGCUCGUCGUCAGCCGGCCCCCGGAGCCCGCCGUGUACGCGGCCGCCGACCGCCUCGAGAUCGCGUGCACGCUGAGAGUCGUUUACGUGCUGUGUGUCGUCGUCGUCGACGCCGCCAUGUGCUUCCAGCCAGGCAUCGAGCAUAUGACGUCAGCUAGUCACUGGACGCUGUCCUCCGCACUACACAUCGCAUUUCCUUUCCUGCCGCUCCUGUGGGCAGUGGGAAUGCUUCCACCGCCUGAUGCUCUUUUUCUAUGGCUGCUUGAACAGACAGUUGUUCUUCUGCUUGGAGGGUCCCCUAUGGCAACCGACCUGAGGUUAAUAGUGACGUUCGUGCUGUCGGUGGGCAGUGUCGUUAUCGUCUGCUACAUGCCCUCCGUGCUGGCAUCGCUGCUGGUGGGUGCUUGCCUCGGAUACCUCCUCAGCCUCGACCUGUUCUGUCUACGGUUACGCAGAAACACUGCAGCUGACUCUACGUCGGGGUUUAUGUGGAAAUUUGGACCAAAGGAAGCAGGCUUCCAUCUGGUCAUGUUAGGCCUAACAGCCACUGCUGCGUGGUUUGGAAGCGCGCCACCAGGGACCGCCAUCAACAAGGACUACAGAUUCCACGCAGUCGUGACAUUUAUCGGGUUUCUCAUCAAAGCUCUACUUGUGAUCUCGCACAUUCUAGAUAACAGCCAGCAGGUGUACGUCGCAUUCGCGCUCUUCCGUAACUGCAUGUUCCCGUCGAUCCUCGCCAGCGAGACGGCGUUCCUGCGACGCAAGCGCUACCUGGGAUUCAUCGGCUACGCACGACGACUGAUCAUCAGUGGGGUCGGCCCGCUGCUGAUGGUGUUCUACAUCGCCGCGCUGAGCUCUGCCGCCCCUCUGCCGCCGCCGCAACCGUCGCUGCCGGCGCUGCUGUACGCGCUCGGCGUCGCGCGCAGCCUGCGCAAUGUGUGGCAGAACACGCACCAGGCGAUGCUCGAGUUCUGUCGUCUGCACGUGAUCGCGCUCAUCGCCGAGCUCGCUCCCUCCCUGCUCACGCUGUCGCACGCGCUUGCAAGCUGGACGGACCUGUACGACGGCGUCAAGCUGCUGUGCAUCGGCGUUGUCAUCCAUCGCGUCUCUCAGCUCGCUCUCAAGCUCUACCUCUACUUCGUGCUGCUCGGCCACGCAUGCGCCGACCGCAAGACGAGGGUCGCCGCCAUCUUGCCGGUCGUCGUCGGCAACGCCGUGUUCUUUCCUGUCGUGCUGGCCGUCGUCGCGGCGACGGUGGUGCUCUCCGCGCCACUGCUGCCCGUCUUCACGCUGCCGGCGUUCAUCGUCGGGUUCCCGCGCCCGCUCAAGUUCUGGCCAGACGCGGCCGGCUCGUCUUUCAACAGGAACGAGGACACGGUUUACUACCAGCAGCUGGUGGCGCCACUCGCCGCGGCAAUGAGCAACGCGAUCGCAAACGGCAGUGUGGGCGAUGCUGGACCAGGUUCGCACUAUCUUGCUCGCUUUCAGGACAGGCUAGUCUGGAUGCACGUACUCGAACGAGGGUACGGCUAUCGCAUUCUCAGUAUCAAAGGUCUGCAGCUGGAGAAGACCUCAUGCCAGUGUUUCCUUAUUUACAUGUUAGUUGGGCAGUGCUUUGUACAGUCUCUGUUAUGGGUGCUUCUUCACCACAUCACCAUAGGGCAGUACAAGGAUAUACCAGAUAUUGAUGGCGCUGAUGUUAAAAAUGCGAAGACGGAUGCGACUACAGAUCCCGAUGACUCGCCGAAGCAUCCUCGUCCACCCAGUUCGCCGCGCGCAGCCAGCGCCAUCUGUGUAGAGCGGUCACAGUCUUCCAGGAGCUUUCCGAACAGUGUCUGGUCGGACGACGACACAUUCCACGAUGAAGCGGCGACCAAACCGCAUGCGGCCGUGGCGACAAACUACGGUGGCGCCCCCGACUCCGCCGACACGACGGUGGCGCUCCUGCGGGAGCUACGCGGGCUCGGCAGCGACGACGUCGACGUCCGCCACUCUCGUCACGACGUCUUAAACUCUGCGCCGUUCGGCAGCGCGAUGCAGGUGGCGCCACCGUCGGGAGCGCCGGCGGGCGGUCGAGUGACGGAUGCCGAGCCGGCGUUCGCGCAUCCCCACGCCACACCGCCGCGGUGGACGGAUGGCGUCGGCGGCUUCGGUCUGCCGGCCCGCGACGCAGAGACGCCGAAAACCGACGCGAAACACCACCUCGACGCGCUCGAGAUGACGCUCUUCUCGGCGUCAAAGCUGCCGCCGGCGAUGCCCGCCAGGUGGCGGCAGAUGCCGGUGCGGGCGGGCGACUGCGCGGGGGUCGCGCCGACCGCGGGCUGGUACGAGCACGUCGUCGACAGCCUGCACACGUCUGGCGCGUCGACGGAGACUGUCGCCGCGCUGCAGCGUGACGCGGACGCGCGCGAGAUCUACAGUCACGUCGCACUCUCCUGCUACGCCGUCGUGAACCGGCUCGGCACUGCUGGCGCCAGUCUAGCUGAGCUCGGCGCGAGUCACGUGCACAAGUGCUUUCGCGGUGACGUUCCCUGGUCGCCGGCGCUCGACUGGGUGCGGCAGGAUGAGGUGCUGUUUGCGCUCAUCAUAAAGGCCUACCGGUAUGCAGUGAAGCUGAUGUACAUCCAAGGAUCUCUCGGCCCGCUGGAUGACAUGGCCGAGCUGGAACACUACCUACAUGAGUUUGAUUGUGAUACCUACAUAGGACAGGAGACGUCUGCAGAGUGGGCAGACGCGAUAUCUGCCGGCAAAAAACACUUGUUUUCACUGGGAUAUAACAACCUGGAGAACGUGUACACGGGCCGCGUGCUCACCCGGCAGCCGACAGCGGUCAAGGUUGGGCAGCUGAACAGCGAGGCGGUGCGAGGUCUGUGGGCGUCGCUGUCCCUCGAGCUGCUCUACUUCACGAACGACGACGAGGAGCGCUACAGCAUCCAGGCGCUGCCGCUGCUGCUGCGCAACCUCACCGUGCAGAGCGCUGCCCCGCCCCUCGGCUACCCCGUCUACUCCUCACCCCCGCUACACGUGCCUGCGCUGUAACCCCCCACGCGCCCCACCCCUCGGCUACCCCGUCUACUCCUCACCCCCGCUACACGUGCCCGCGCUGUAACCCCCCACGCGCGCCGCCCCGGCCCUCGGCUACCGCGUCUAUGCCUCACCCUUGCUGCACAUUGUAUAUCCAUGCUGCAUGGAUUGUUGGUGAAAGCAGUGAUACUGUUAAACUAGGACCAAAAGAAAGUAUUUUUGCGAUUAUAACCUUUUGCUUGUACACGUUAUCAAAAUACGUGAUUUCGUAAUAAGCCUCUAACUACUUAUAAUAAUGGUCAUCCCAACAUCGUAAUAGAGUGGUCUACUUGUGGGGGUGAAGGAGUGUUUUUACUUGGGUGAGGGUGACCGUAACAUAAUGACGUGUGUGCUGCUUGAUGCACACGAGGAAUGAGUCUCGUAGAUUAGUCUUACCGUGCCACCAAGGCACGCUCGUAUUACGCAACUAACUUUUACACGGUAGGCACAAUCUCCAAGCUAAGAGGGUGCCGUGAUGUGUGAUGUGUAUGAUCUCUGCUACAGGCAACGAACAUCAUAGUGGGUGGUUUUCACCUCUUAUCCUCUGCCGAAUUUGUAACUAUUGUAGUUUGUCAUUUUUUAUGGGUUUACCAAUACACUACUAUAUUAGUUGAUAAGAACUAUUGAUAUGUGAGAAUUUUUUUGUUUCCUACAAUAACUUAUAUACAAUAUAACAGGAGCGUAUAAUGACAAAUAUUUGUCAUUAUACGCUCCUGAAUAUAAAUAUUGUAUUGGUUACUGCAUUGUUUAUUUCUCGGCAAAUUACUGCCUUAACGUAUAUUAUAGUUCCUGUCGUAAUAUCGGUAGUAUGUGCGGUAGAGAUCGUAUUCACUAUUGUGUGUAAGUCAGGUAAGUAAGGUGUAAUGCAAUUACCACGAUUACAGUCAAAUCUGUAUACAACGGUCACUCAGUGAAACCUGAAGUGUCCGUUAUAGUCGGGUGUCCAUUUACUGCCUCUGGGGCGAAGUGUACUUUAUAGACAGGUAUCUAUGUUAUAGAUAUGUCCACUGCUAAUACUGGGUUAGACUGUACUAACAAAGCUGCAUGUGGUAUGUACAAUGCUAGUGGCUUGGAGCAAGCUGUUAAACGCUCCCACAAAAUUGCUGUCGAGAUGUGUAUACACGUCUAUGUAAGUGGUACAUGGCUUAAAAUGUGUUUCCUUUAUUUAUAGACAUGUAUACAUGUUGACGUUUUCUAGAUAAUAUUUAUACUAUAUAUAUAUAUAGUAUAUAUAUGUAUAUAUUA